AUGCUCCAGAAGUUUUGGCUGAAGCAAACAAAAAUGCUGUCUUCCUUCCUCUCCACGCUCGCAAAAACCCUGCCGUGUUGUGACCAGGGUGCCGGGUUAAACCCGGAACUGUCAACAAACCAAACCAACGAACGCCAUAAGCAAAUCCAGAACGUGGCAAAGCACCAGUUACCGCCGACCGUUGCGCAGGUGCCGGAGACCUACAGCUACCUACUGGAUUACAACAGUAACUUUGUGACGUCGGAAUUUAAGGCCAUGGAGGACGAAAUCGCUGCGCUACCGCAGGCCAACAUGAUGGGAUCGCCCGACGAAGCGCUGUUUCUUUCCUGGCUGUGCAAGCUGAUAGACGCGAAGAAGGUUCUCGAGGUCGGGGUGUUCCGGGGUAGCACGACGUUGCUCUUCGCGCAGGCGCUGCCGAAAGACGGACUGGUUGUUGGUCUGGACGUGUCCGCAGAUUUCGCAGCGACCGGAAAAAAAUUCUGGGAAAAGGCGAACGUCAGCAGCAAGAUUGAUUUCCGAGUCGGCCCUGCAUUACAGAAGAUGCAGGAGAUGUUAAACGAUAGGUUCGAAAACUACAAAAAAUCAUUUACGCUGAGUAAAAAUACAUGACCUGGUCCCCACGUUCUCGUAGGCAAGAAGGGAAAUCUGCUAGACAAACCCAGAGGCAGCUUUGUGAUGAACUCCGCAUUUUAUAAUUCCGACGCGUAGUGCAGCCGUUCGUGGCUAUGAGAUGUCGCAUCACAACUUCCUGACCGCUUUACUUAUCCCGAUUAGGACAUGAUUGAAAAUAUUUCAGAAACACCACUACGAAGUGCUCCUCAUGGGGCUGCGCAUAAGAAGCCAUUCAUUCUUUUCUGUGCAUGAUCCAUUGCAGAUUUGUGCAACAAAUACGGAGCAGGGUCGUUUUUAAUCAGAAUAUCGCUCGACCUCUGCUUUAUCGACGCAGACAAAGCGAACUACCCAAAUUACUACGAGUGCGCACUCCAGUUGGUCAAGAAGAACGGGAUCAUCGCCAUAGAUAACACUCUGUACUUCGGCAAAUUCAUCUUGCCCCCCGAGGACCAAAAAACCGCGGACGCAAAGGGAAUCCAGGCGGUAAACGAGAAACUCGCGAGUGAUCCUCGGGUCGACAUCGUCCUGCGUAUCCAUCGGGGAACAGUAAAGCAGUAUUUUUUUCGGCCUGGUCAAACUCCGAUCUUAGCCUUGAGUAAGGAAAUUAGAUGGCAGCUGUCGAUGACGUGUAUGAAGAAAGAUGGUGGGCGUAGCAAGAAUGUAUCCAGCGACAAAGAAAUUCGAUGUCCGACUAGAUUUUUAUUUGCAUGUCCAUGCAUGUCCGACUAAACGCCAGAACAAAUAAAUGCGGCUUUCCAAGCAUACCAGUGGGCAUCGCAGACGGCCUUACCUUGGUGCGAGUACUGCAGUAGGGCGUCGAUUUUGCGGAUGUGCCUUACGACUUUGCACCGCUACAGGAAAUGCUGCAUGACCACGCAAGCCCGUGAAACGAACAAAUCCUCUCGUACGGGCAUGACCAUCACGACAAGCCCACUUUGACUUUUUCCCAGAAAUUAGGAUUAUUUAAGGCACUCCGAUUUAUUUGCUCACGCUACCAGCAGCAGCUUCGUUCUUCGUUCAGAUGCAAAGUGAGCAGAUAUGUCUGGUCAGCCAACGGCAGCGUCGUACCAGUUCUUGUAUGGCUGUUCUCUGGUCGCGCCUCUUUUUGCUAUCGAGACUCGACGUCGUGCCCGCUGCUCAAGAAAAACUGAAAGACCGAACUUGUACGCACGUAAUUCAUUUUUAGAAAAGUCGCGUUUCGUUGAGCUCAUUUGGCACGCAGUAAAAAAAAAACCGAGGUAGAGAGCAGAAAUGAGUACAGGGCUCAAAGAGGUACAAUAUUAUCGAAG
This is a messenger RNA of Amoebophrya sp. A120, 1901 nucleotides long. The record is from the annotation of a GenBank genome assembly. Lineage: Eukaryota; Dinophyceae; Syndiniales; Amoebophryaceae.